GAGACGGCGGUUUGACGCCGCUGGAUGCGGAGCUGCAGUGCGGACAAACAGGCUGGAGCCGGAGAACCUGACACCCACAGACCGCCUAUGACAGCCGGCCCGGCUCAGCCUCUCUCUCGCGGGGAUCAGGACCUGCUUUUAUCCCGGGUUAAAGACUCCCGGAUGCGGCCGUAAACGCGCAGGAUCAGUCCGCAUCCUUGCAUCCUCGCAUCCUCACAUCCUCCCAUCCUCCCAUCCUCCGCCUCAGGCCCGGAGGGGGGACCAGCACCCCGGACAGCACCCCUCCGGACUCUGCUUUUUGUUUCUUUCCGGACUCGGCGCGUCCCGGUGCUGCAGCACCGGAGGGCGGCGCCAGUUCGGUUUGAUUUGGGGGUCGCUGUUAGAGGAGGAAUAGCCCAGGCUACAUGGUGGUUCUUUUGAUUUAGUCCUGCGGGAGUGUGAGGCCCAAACCCCGGCCAACCUUCAGAGGAACGGUGGGUUUUCUGGACCAGGGCGUUUUGUGCCGAAAUAAAAUCCCAGAUGAAGAUUCCCAAAAGGCGGAAAAGGAGCGGACGGUGCGCCAGAUAAAUGGCUCUUUUAAGCUGGGAGCUGCUCGUGUUCUGUCUGGCUGGCAGAUGCAGUGCCUAGUCCCCGGCCUCCAGGACAACGCCAACAUGAACGGGACGUCGGAGCAGGCCGACAUCCUGCCGCCAAACUGCAUGGUCAAGGACCGAUGGAAAGUGCUGAAGAAGAUCGGCGGCGGCGGGUUCGGGGAGAUCUACGAGGCCUUGGACCUGCUGACGCGGGAGAACGUGGCGCUGAAGGUGGAGUCGGCCCAGCAGCCCAAACAGGUGCUGAAGAUGGAGGUGGCGGUGCUGAAGAAGCUGCAGGGUAAAAAUCACGUCUGUAAGUUCAUUGGCUGCGGGAGAAAUGACAAAUUCAACUACGUGGUCAUGCAGCUUCAGGGGCGUAACCUGGCGGACCUGCGGAGGAGUCAGCCCAGAGGGACCUUCACCAUGAGCACCACCCUGCGGCUCGGGAAGCAGAUCCUGGAGUCCAUCGAAGCCAUCCACUCAGUGGGCUUCCUGCACCGAGACAUCAAACCGUCAAACUUUGCGAUGGGCCGGCUUCCCUCCACCUACAGGAAGUGCUACAUGCUGGACUUUGGUCUGGCACGGCAGUACACCAACACCACCGGAGAGGUCCGACCGCCGAGGACUGUGGCAGGUUUCCGAGGGACGGUCCGAUACGCUUCGGUCAACGCUCAUAAAAACAAGGAAAUGGGUCGCCAUGAUGACCUGUGGUCGCUGUUUUACAUGUUGGUUGAGUUCGCCGUUGGACAGUUGCCAUGGCGAAAGAUCAAAGACAAGGAACAAGUGGGUCAGAUCAAAGAGCGUUAUGACCAUCGGAUGCUGCUCAAACACAUGCCUUCAGAGUUUAAUAUCUUCCUGGACCACGUGCUGGCCCUGGACUACUACACCAAACCAGACUACCAGCUGCUGAUGUCGGUGUUUGAGAACAGCAUGAAGGAGCGAAUCAUCACCGAGAACGAGCCUUUCGAUUGGGAGAAGGGAGGAGGUGAUGUCACGCUGUCGACCAGUGCCUCCACCCAACCACAGCACAACACCCGGCCCACCGCCGCCAUGGUGGGAGCCAUCGUGACGCCGGUUCCCGGAGAUCUGCAGCGGGAGAACACGGACGACGUUUUGCAGGACGAACAUCUCAGCGAUCAGGAGAACGCACCGCCGGCGCCGCCCAGCCGCCCCCUCGGAGAGACGGGCGUCCCCCUCGCCGGGGACACCGGAGAGGCCUGGGAAGACACGGACUUCAACCGCAACAGACUCAGGAUCAGCCUGAACAAGGGUGCUCAGGAGGAGGAGUCGGGUCGGGGCGCGUGUCCAGCGUCGCCGGUCCGCGGUGGAGCCCCAGAGUCACCGACGGGUCAGGGUCGGUCCUUACGGUACCGCCGGGUCAACAGCCCCGAAUCUGAGCGCCUGUCUGCUGCCGAGGGCCGCGUCGACGCCUAUGGACAGAGGUCCCGGUUGGACAUGCUUGGCUCUCCGUCGCGUCACGUCUACUCCUCCCAGCCGGCUCAGAUGCUUUCUGUAGACCCCGGUUGCCGCGGCGACCGGCAGGCCAGCGGGCGCCAGGAGAUGUCGGUGGCGUCGGUGGACCAGGAGGCGCACAGCAACGCUUUCAUCCGCUCGGUGCCGCUGGCCGAGGAGGAGGACUUCGACAGCAAAGAGUGGGUGAUCAUCGACAAAGAGGCGGAGCUCCGAGACUUCCAGCCAACCACGUCGGGGACCACGGAUGAGGAGCCCGAGGAGCUCCGCCCCCUGGAGGAGCAGGAGGAACGCCGAAGGCUCAGGGCCGCAGGAGGCGAGCUGGUGGUUCGUCCGAAGACCCACACCCGGGACAGCAGCCGUGGGAUGCUAACGCUAACGGAGGAGGAGGCGUCGCGGAGGAGCGGCGGCAGCCCCGCCCAGUCGCCCUGCCACUCGCUGCCGUCGGGACGCCCCCGCCGGAGAGAGUCGGACCCCAUCGGACCCAACAGACCGGUGAUGUCGCCCACGGAGCAGAGCAGCCCGUCGCCGCCCUCCCCAGACUAUCGGACAAAGGGCCAGAGCGACGAGAAAGAGCACUUCCACAUCCUUCCUCAACUCCAGGCUAAGAGGGCCGACUUCCUCACCGUCAUACUCACCGGUACCUUGCCUCAGCGCCGGAGCUUUGCCACGCCAGAUGAAGAAGUCCAAGAAAUUCCGGGGCCAAAGGAUGACGACGUCACGAAGAGCGAGUCAAACAGCGAGGCAAGUCAGAAGAGCACUGAACGUAGCCAGGAUGCAGCGCCUUCGACACUCAUGGCCGAGGACCAGAGAGGCCAAAGGGAGCACGCCUCGGUUGCGGAUGCAGACCCUGACCUGGAGGAUGCUUCCAAAACCCUCGUCCUCUUCUCGCCUGGAGACACUCGUAAGUCUCCAUCCGGUUAUGAUCACGGUCUAGAGGGCGAGCUCGCCACACCGUGUGCUCUCAACUCCCGUACCGACCGCCUCCUGGUCGGCGAGGUGAGUCAGCCUGAACCCUGUGAGACUGGCCGUUUGUCCCCCGCUCUCAGGUCAGACCUGAGGCCAUCCACUCCCAUUGCUCCGGCGUCACCGCCCUUCACCAAAGUUGAGCGCACUUUCAUCCAUAUUGCAGAGACCUCACACCUCAACGUCAUGUCUUCCAACGGUCAUUCUGCCAGGGACAGUGACAGGGAAGUCUUGUCCAUCAUGAAGGCGGCGGCUGCAGAGGAUGACGUGUUACUGACAGAGGAGACUCCAGAGGAGUUUGUGCCAGAACAAACUUCACCAGUUGACAAACAACCCCAAACUGAGAAUGGUCCAUCAACUGUCCUGGCCCUGUCUUUGGAGCCUGUCCCAGAAGCUAUGUUACCGGUUCUUGCACAUACAGAUCUGUCACAGGAUCCUAAGAAACAGCCAUUAUCCAGUGAAGAAGCUGCCAAGCUUCAGACAAUUGGAUCAGAACUACCAGCUGCCACGAAACCCAGAAUCCGCAGCCGAAUCCCAGUACUCAUCUCUGAAGAGGACUCUGGCUCAGAGCAGUCGUCCUCCCUCUCGGCUCGGGCUCGGCUUCAGCAGCGAGCCAGGCAGCUGGACUUGGCCCGCAUGCUGGUCCAGAAGCAACAGGGUCGCUGGAUGAGGAGGAGGAUGCUGUCUGGGACGUCAUCGUCCGUGUCCUCUGGUGACGAUGAGCGUCGACGGGCUUCCGAAACUCUGUCCACCACCGGCUCAGAGGAGGACACACAUACCUCGGAUGAGUCAAGGAGGAGCGCCCGUCUCAAGCCGACUGAAGAGCAAGGCUCCAAGGAGUGCCGGAGCCGGAUCCCGAGGCCCGUUACGCCCGUAAAGUGGCCGCCAGGGGGGCUUGCCGCUGCUGCUCCUUCUCCCCUCUCCUUGCCAGACUCCAGCACUACCAAAGGAGCAUCAUCCUUUACCAACGGGAAUCAGAAAAUGGGACUAAGCACUGUCAGCACUCAACGGAAAUCUAAACCCGUUUCACCAAGGUCGUCCUCCUCAUGUACCCGUCCAUCCGCUGGCCCAUCCGGCAGCCCUCGAAUGCCCCUGCGAGUCCUGUUUGGAACCCGACGCAGCCUUAGCUCCAACCACUGCAGGACUGAUAGCCCCUCCCCUCAGAGAGUAUGUCCGUCCAGGCAACCCCUCUCGGUUCGAGCCCCAACUGUCCCCAUGCUACCGCCCAGGACUACAACAACCAUGCGGCGCAGCGUCUCGCAGGAAGCCCAGACCUCCUCUGGCACCACGCCCGCCAGGACCCGGCCCAAACCAGCCGGCGCGGCUAAGGGGAAGCCGAACGCCAGGGAGAAGGUGGUGCCCGCUAGAUAAUACAAAGAAACUCAUAGCUGAGACAUGUUUGUGUAUAAUCAGUCUUCGGACAAGCUACGCCUCAAAGGUUUUCACCUCAUUCCAUAUUAGACUGUGAUGUUACAAUCACCUCCUUCAAUUCGUUUAAUGGGUAAAUUCCUUUUUUUUCCAACCUGGACUCUAUUUUCCCAACAAUAAUCUUUGAAAUUAGUCCAGUAUUAAGCAAGACAAAACAAGCUGCAAUGUAAGUUAUUGGGCAAUGGCGCACCUUCAAUUUACGUCCACCAUAUAGCUUGCUGUACUACUGACAGGCUCAGAUUAUUAUUCUAAUUGUCUGUCAACAUUAUGGAAAGGAUUCCUACAGAGAUAGACCUUUUUCUUAAAGAGUCAAAUCCUUUUUUUAAACAUAAAAAAGCCCCGAAAUUGCUAUCGCUAAACCCACCAGACUCCGGUUAAAUAAACAGUACUUUUAUCCGCAUAAAACACACUUGACCUAUAGGGUUACAUUGCAGCCUAGUUCACGUCUGCCGGUUACAGUGAUCUCGGUCAAUACCGGACCAAUAUCAGAGAUUGUUGUUCCCGUCAGUCACUCAGACACAAAAACCGAGGAAAAAUAGGGUCCAAGUUGAGAAAAAAAAAAACUAUAACGUUACCCUAUAAUGUACACAGACUUAUUUUUUCCAAGGACAGCUUACCGAACUCUCUUCAUGGGCUUCCAGUAAUCUUGAGUGACUGUCGUACAGGAGCGGUGCUGCCUCGGUGCUAUGGAUAGGUCUGCUGCUCCCUGGUCAAUCCCUGAUUUAAACUGGUUUCUGGAGCUGAGAAUCAUGUCCAGUUUCAGAAACUCUCACCUUCCACAAAAUCUCCCAGCUCGUCCACAGCUAUACUACUCUUCUAUUGACAGUACCCUGCUUGGUUCACACUGCAUGGUGAAGUAUAUCACAAAUACAUUGAAUCUGUAGAAGGAAAACAAAAAUCUGUACCUUUCAAUUAUUUGAUAUAGUUCUCUCCUACCUAUUGGGAUAAAUGGGCAAAAAGAAGAGACCAAAUUGGACUGGUUUGAAUGCCCGACCAAUGUUGAUAUGAUUAUAGAUUCCUAACUAUAUCCUGUACUCAUUAUGGUGUUGGAUAAAGAGAAGAGCUGGAUAUGAACGGAAAAUAAAUUGCUCGGCUGCUCGCCUUCUCCUCAUGGUGUGACAAUGGGCAUGCUUUAAUCAUUCUAUUUUCUGGGUGUUUUUAUUUUUAGUUAUGCUCUGAAUUGUAUAUAAUAGAAUCAUUUCCCAUAAAGACAUUUUAAUUUUUUAAAUUGCCAAGCAAAGUGUAAAUUUCAAGUCUUUAACCUUCUGUUUCUAUAGAGAGGCGAAGUGCAUCCCCUUCCAGUUGAUCUUAUUUCGUAAAAAAGUCUGCCCGGUAGUGGAGACGGGGAGAGGCAAAAAUUGUUUUGAUCCUGUUUGAAUUGAGCCAAUAUGUGUUUGGUACCAGGAUGUAACAUUACUUUGUGUGUUUGUGAGUCUGUGUGUGUGGUACCAGGAUGCAAUGUAACUCACAAAUUCUCUCUCUUCCUGGCUGAUAAAAAGAUACUUGACAUAAAAUAUCAGGUAAGAUAAUGAUACAUAUAUUGGGGAACAGAGCUAAGCUAGCUAGCUAACGAGCGAGCGAGGUGAUUUUUAUUGUGUAAGACGAGAGACGUAGUUCACAGAGCGGUUUCACACUAAACUAAGUGGUACUACGAUAAACAGACUUUCUUCACUCGCUAAAUCAUCUUUAAACUGAUAAACAUCAGAUGUGUAACUCAUGGCUCAAUUCAAACAGGAUCUAAACAUUAUUUCUCCACGUUCACUACAGGACACAUUUUUUCAGAGAUAAAGUCCCAUGGUGGUCCCGCGGAAGGGGAGGGACUUAGCCUCACUAUGUGUCGGCACUAUGCCUGUUUUUUUGCGCAUGAGAAAAACAGGGUUAACCAUGAGAGGAAGUUAUACCUGCUUGGAUUCUGCUGACAGUGCAAAGGUUUGCUGGAUGUUGGAACCCAUGUCGUGUUUGUUCGGGGGUUGAUGGGCACUGAGCUGUGAAGUAAAGUCUUGGUCAUGUG
Perca fluviatilis (European perch) is the source of this 6447-nucleotide messenger RNA. It is a transcript of the gene ttbk1a, whose product is annotated as tau tubulin kinase 1a. Gene Ontology annotation, biological process: peptidyl-tyrosine phosphorylation; peptidyl-serine phosphorylation; signal transduction. The transcript has 16 exons. Lineage: Eukaryota; Metazoa; Chordata; Actinopteri; Perciformes; Percidae. Bases 615 to 4379 code for a protein of 1254 amino acids. Gene Ontology annotation, cellular component: nucleus; cytoplasm. Gene Ontology annotation, molecular function: ATP binding; protein serine/threonine kinase activity. The record is from RefSeq and is a predicted model, not a curated record.